Molecule: messenger RNA, 612 nt
Organism: Arabidopsis thaliana (thale cress)
Lineage: Eukaryota; Viridiplantae; Streptophyta; Magnoliopsida; Brassicales; Brassicaceae
Exons: 1
Coding region: 166-447 (93 amino acids)
Source: RefSeq, marked reviewed
GGUAUCAUCAUCGACCAUAAUAAUAUCAUUUAUAGUGUACCUAACAAACCAUUAUCUCUCGCUUUAUCUUUCUUUGUUUCACUAUCUUCCGAGGAAUAAAAAGCUAGCAUUUGACAAAUCAAUAAGUAAACCAUUAAACAAACCAAAGAAAACAGUGAGAGGGCGAUGCAUUACCACGGCUGCUGCUGCGGACGGUGUAGAGUAUCGACGUCUCCGUUGCCGGUAAUAGUCAUGAUCACGGUGGCCCUCGUCCUCUUAGCCCUUUCCUCCGUCGUUAAAUUCGAAGUUGCUGUCUCCUCAGGCGAAGAUGUGCUGAGUUGGCUCCUCCUAGCCGCGGUUCCAUUGGCUCUGCUCUUCGCCGUGAGAUGUCUCUCUUGUCUUGAAACGUCAAAGCGAUCUACUUACUACUGUCCCUGCGGUCGCUGGAGAUGCGUUUGCUACUACUAGUUCUGAUCUCGUGGUUAGUGUUGUUGGGUUUGCGUUUAUGUAAAUAAAUGAUUUCGUAUAUUUUUAGGUAUUCUUGAUGUUUACGUGAAGCAAAUAUGUGUGACGUGAAGCACCGAUUUAGGUGGAUUUGACGAACGUGAUUGGUUACAAUAUUCAAUUUUAACC